Molecule: messenger RNA, 444 nt
Organism: Ostertagia ostertagi
Lineage: Eukaryota; Metazoa; Nematoda; Chromadorea; Rhabditida; Trichostrongylidae
Source: the annotation of a GenBank genome assembly
AUGGGCCCUCCAAGAAAACGCUUCUGUGACGGUAAGGCGAUUGUCCAGAAAGUGUCUAGUCAGGGCAUUGUCUGUGAGGUUUGCACUGUGGAAUUUCAAAAAUCUGCGGUUCACUGGUCAUCACAACUUGAUGCUCUGCCGGUACGCUUUAUUUGUCCGGUGUGCAUAGCAGAUAGGGGCAUGAUUUUCGACAUCUCCACAACAUUAAUUGUUGUUCCAGAAGCCCUACUUCAUCAGUGGUUUGAGGAAAUUCGUCGUCAUUGUAGGAAACGGGUUGUUGUCGAUGUCUAUUAUGGUGUUGCAACGGAUGGUUAUAAACACCCUGCUUACUUAAAUACGUGUGAUAUCUUGUUGUGUACGUACGAAACAUUCCAGAAGGAAAUCUACUACAACUUCAUCACUAAGUUUGUGGAUGAUUAUGAUUGGUUUCUGCUCCGUUUUUAA